This is a messenger RNA of Aethalodelphis obliquidens (Pacific white-sided dolphin), 2367 nucleotides long. It is a transcript of the gene STX7, whose product is annotated as syntaxin 7. Bases 228 to 1166 code for a protein of 312 amino acids. Gene Ontology annotation, biological process: vesicle fusion; vesicle-mediated transport; intracellular protein transport. Gene Ontology annotation, molecular function: SNAP receptor activity; SNARE binding. The record is from RefSeq and is a predicted model, not a curated record. Gene Ontology annotation, cellular component: endomembrane system; membrane; synaptic vesicle. The transcript has 10 exons. Lineage: Eukaryota; Metazoa; Chordata; Mammalia; Artiodactyla; Delphinidae.
CACGUGAUGAGACUUUGCUGGGGAAGCGGAGCAGGUCACAUGGAGAUCAUGGGAAGCCCUGCAGGGAAAGGAAAUGGCACCAAGCAGUGGUCCAAGGCAGCGAUAAGCCUGGGACAUCCUGGAUCUGAAAGAAGGCCCUGGAGUUCACUGUCUUAGAAAUGGUGACUGCUUAGAAAACUGCACAGCCCACAAACAGCUGAUGAAAUUAGCGAACAAGCAAAUCAACUAUGUCUUACACUCCAGGAAUUGGUGGUGACCCUGCCCAGCUGGCCCAGCUUAUCUCUUCCAACAUCCAGAAGAUCACACAAUGUUCUGCAGAAAUACAGAGGACUCUGAAUCAACUUGGAACACCUCAAGAUUCACCUGAAUUGAGGCAGCAGCUGCAACAGAAGCAGCAAUAUACGAACCAACUUGCCAAAGAAACAGAUAAGUACAUUAAAGAGUUUGGAUCUCUGCCCACCACCCCCAGUGACCAGCGUCAAAGGAAAAUACAGAAGGAUCGCUUAGUGGCGGAAUUCACCACAUCACUGACAAACUUUCAGAAGGCGCAGAGACAGGCUGCUGAGAGAGAGAAAGAGUUUGUCGCUCGAGUAAGAGCCAGUUCCAGAGUGUCUGGUGGUUUUCCUGAGGAGAGCUCAAAAGAAAGGAAUCUUGUGUCCUGGGAAAGCCAAACUCAGCCUCAGGUGCAGGUGCAGGAUGAAGAAAUUACAGAGGAUGACCUCCGCCUUAUUCAGGAGAGAGAGUCUUCUAUUAGGCAACUCGAAGCUGAUAUUAUGGAUAUUAAUGAAAUAUUUAAAGAUUUGGGAAUGAUGAUUCAUGAGCAAGGAGAUGUAAUAGAUAGCAUAGAAGCCAAUGUGGAAAAUGCUGAGGUGCACGUCCAGCAAGCAAACCAGCAGCUGUCAAGGGCGGCAGACUAUCAGUCAGGAAAACAACCACCUGAUGAUGUAAGCAUAAAGUGUUUCAAUGUGGGGAGUCAGAAGCUUCCACCGAGCGUCAGAAGGGCAGGCGAGGGAAGGUGCAUCUGCAGUACCACCCUGGGCGGAUCUCAGGAGCUGGCCCAGGAGGCCGUGAGAAUCUGGAAGCAUCCAGGAAGCUCCCGUCACCUCAGCCUGCAGCACCGACGCAGUGAGUCUCAAGGAACUGUCACCAGCUGUCUAGGCUGUUGACAGCACCAAAGCAGGUGACCUGUGAGAGAUCUUGGAAGCUGCUGCGAUGCCCGUGUCUGCGGGCCUGUGCACACUUCUGCCUGGAUGGCCUCCAAGGGCGGGUGGCCUCUCCCUUCUCUGCCUCCUCCAUCCCCUGGAAAUGCUUCUCUUUGGGCCACACUGACUUAGAACUAGAAAGCAAAGGAGGUUCUGGAAAGUGUAGUUUCUGGCUCCCCUGCAGUGCAAAGAACACUACAGAAGGAGGGGACAGUGAUGUUGAGGUGACAGCAGACAGCCCAUCACAAUGGUGAAACGCUGAUAGAUGGAAAGGGCACAAACAAGGUGAAGCAGAAAGCCUCACAGAAUUCUCUUCCAUUAGGGGUUCUUUGGUGGGGAAAAAAAAUAACACUGAUUUUAAAUGGUAAACAAGCCCAUUUUCCCAACCAGAACAAAGUCUCUGUAUUAUAUAUACUCUGGGACCCCAGCACCUAGCUGUUUCCUUCCUCUGUCCUUCCCUAGUUGCCCAAUAAAUAUUUGUGUACUUAAUUUGGCAUUUAUUUUGUGCCAGGCUGCCACAUGCCCGGGCACAGAGGAUAUUAGAGUGAACCAAAAGAAUGUGGUCCCUGCCCUCAAGGAGCUUACAUUUUGGUAUUAAGCAUGUAAAAAACACUUGAUGUUAGGAGGAAAAUGGUGGGUGGGAGAGGAAGGAGGUAAGGGAAAAACUGAAUGAGGAUGAAUCCACCUACACCUGGGGACUGCUCAUUCUUAAGGACUGGCUUCCUGUUUAUCCUAUUACCUCAUUACCAAGUAAGUGAAUUUCAUUCUCUUUUCUCAGUUAACAGACUACUAGAAAAGUGAUAGUUUUCUAAAAAGUAGCUACUAAUUUGAAAGUUGAUCUGUAUGUAUUGUCUCCAGGAAACAACUUUCCAUCUUUUGGUGGCAGCAUCUGGAUUCAGAGCUAGGGCGUCCUGAUAGGACUGACAUUUAUAGGAAUUUUGCAAAAUUAUUACUCCCAAUAGAGGGAAGAGCACUGGAAAGAGGAAAGAGCUAAGGGAAUUUUGGAAUCCAUGUUUCUUCAGAAUGUUCUCAAAGCCAAUGCAUUAUGCAUGUUCCUAGUAAAAUGUCCCUUAAAACAUUUUUAAUUUAACCCUGCCCUAUCCCUUGGCAAUUUUUAUUUUUUUUCCUGUGGUAUCAAAAUGGAAUAAAGAACACCCUCAAUGGC